Messenger RNA from Cynoglossus semilaevis (tongue sole), 6016 nucleotides. RefSeq names its product zinc finger protein 658-like. The transcript is spliced from 8 exons. NCBI's taxonomy places the organism in Eukaryota, Metazoa, Chordata, Actinopteri, Pleuronectiformes, Cynoglossidae. Gene Ontology annotation, molecular function: DNA-binding transcription factor activity, RNA polymerase II-specific; RNA polymerase II transcription regulatory region sequence-specific DNA binding. The record is from RefSeq and is a predicted model, not a curated record. Bases 1046 to 5401 code for a protein of 1451 amino acids. Gene Ontology annotation, biological process: regulation of transcription by RNA polymerase II; embryo development. Gene Ontology annotation, cellular component: nucleus.
AGGCACGUGAAUACAUCUGCUUGAGAUUUACAGUUUAGUGCCAAACUAUAUAGCGAUUUGGCAGUUUUUUUUUGUUUUUUUUUUUUACAUCAGAUGUUGCUCCUGAUACAACACAACCUUGGAUUUGGGCUCUAUGUGGAACAAAAAGGACCAGAAAAUUGGUGCUCCGCUUUACCAACUUUGACAUGACACAGAAUAGUAAAUAUGAACCAGAUUAAGCCAUUUUGUAAUAUAGUAAAAUUGUAUUAAAAUGGGCACAUUUCGUUACUAUGCUUGUCUUUACUACAAGAAGAAAAUAAUUUAGUUUGGAGUGUUCAUGUUCUCCAGUUUUGUGGGUUUUCUCCAGGUAAUCUGACAGCCCAAAAGUUAGGUGAUAGGAAUUAUUUCCAGUUCUCCUGCGAAAAGGAUGAAGAGGUAGAUAAUGGAUGAGAAAUGGAUGGGUCAAGAACCAUAACUGGUUUGUUGGUGCUUCUCUACCAAUGACAUGUCCUGUAACAUGUGAAAAUGUGUAAAAACAAAAACAACAACUCAAAUAGCAUUUUGCUGUGAAAGGUGUUUUUAUAAGUAGAAUUACUAAAUAAUAGACACUGGUAUUUACAGUAAUAACAACAAAAAUCAAACUUCUUCUGCUGAGAUAAUUGCUGCACGUGUUUUGACGUCCGUUACAUAUAUUAACACUCUUGUUUUAUUUUGGUUUACAGCCAUAUUGUGUGGCAAAUAUCAUAUUAACCUCACGUUUAGACGUUUAAUGUGCGCCCUGUCCGUAAAUUAUGACGUAUCAUUUUGUGAUUACGCUUCGUGAGUUCGCCAUGUUGUAGUUUUUGAUCGCAAACUCUCGCUCCACCCAUCGGUUCCAAACAAACCGCGGUGGAGUUCGUCGGUGAAAUACAGUUGAUGUUGAUUGACAGUAGUGUUAAAGAAAGUACAGAGUGCGUGUUCAGACUGGAGCCAUUCACGCGACGUGAGCGGAUCAGCGCUGCCCCACAAAGACGCUCUCCAGGCGGAAACGGCGCAGGUCCUGGAGCUGUGAGCGCUGCUCCCGCUAAUGUCAACGGAGAUGCUCGCUGUGUUGGAGGAACCCGAGCCGUCAGAGGUGCAGACCAGCAGCCAGCUGAGGUUCACUGGUGCCAGACUGUCCAUUGCAGGGUUGGUGAGUAAGGACGGAUUUGGACCCAAGCAGGAAGAGAGGAGCCCAGUUGUGGACCAGGUGCAGCCACAGUGUCCGUACAUUAAAGAAGAAGCAGAGGAAGUGUGCAUCAAGCAGGAGGAGGGAGACAUUAUCGCUGUGACUGUAACGAGCGAAGUCAAAGAUAAGCCUGACUUCGUGCUGUUUCAUCACAGUUGCACAGAGGAGACCAGUGGAGGUCCAGUACCAGGGAGCAGUUCCAGGUUAGAUGGCUGUGGAACAUCAGGUGACCAGCUGGUGAGAAAAGAAGAGUUUCCUCUGGAACAGCAGGAGUUGAGCGUAACCAAGAACCAGAAGGAGCAGCACCACAUCUCCAUCAAAGAGGAAGAGGAGGAACUGUGCAUCAAACAGGAGGAUGUUGAUAUUAUGGCAACAGCCUUGAAGAGUGAAGAUGAUGAAGACAAAUCAAAGAUCGACACACAUCAAACUAAGGAUUACAUCAGUGUCUCCGAAGCGCCAGAGUCAGCCUCCAUGUCAGAAGAUGAAGAGUCUUCUCAGACGGAAGACAGUGAAGAUGACUGGAAGGACACUGGUGUGCCAACAGGUUUAAAAAGAAUACACGAUGUGUCCGAUUUCAGCGAUGGAAGAUGCAACAUUCACGAGGAACUUGUCUGUGAUGGGUCUCAUUUGAUACAGAACGGAGACUCUGGAGAAGAAUUACUGACUAGCCAAGCGUUUAGACAACAAAAAUAUGUUGGAGAACAUGAAGAAAGUCAUGCAAACGAGAGUCCUUAUCGAUGCUGUGUGUGUGGUAAAAUAUUCACACAGAAGUCCAAUCUGCGCAUGCACAAGAGGAUUCAUACAGGGGAGAAACCGUUCAGUUGUUUGGAUUGUGGGAAACGAUUUACAAAUACAUCUGCCUUGAAGAGACAUGAAAGAAUUCAUACAGGAGAGAAACCGUUCAGUUGCUCUGUGUGUGGGAAACUGUUCUCUCUAAAAACCACGCUAAAGAACCACGCAUUUAUUCACACAGGAGAGAAACCUUUCCGCUGCUUUUUGUGCGGCAGGCGUUUUUCGCGGAAUAGCAAUCUAAGGACGCAUCAAAGAAUACACACAGGAGAGAGACCGUACAGCUGCUCUGUGUGUGAUAAAAAGUUUAAACAGAGAACUAAUCUGCAGAUGCAUGAGAGAACUCAUACUGGAGAGAAACCUUUCAGUUGUUCCAUGUGCGGUAAAAGAUUUAUUAGUAAGAGUAAACUAAAGAUACAUGAAAAUACUCACAGACUAGCUGUCAAAACUAUGACACAUAAGUGGCGUUUGAGGCAUGCUGUAGCUGUGUUGCCUAUUUACUGGGAAUUCUGGUCUUUAGUUUUAGUCUCUUCUUUCUCUACUGCAGACAAAUGGCAGCUCCCGGUGAUUAAAGAAGAGUUUGUCCAGGAAGAGCUGCAGCACCCUGGAAUUAAAGAAGAAGCAGAGGAAGUGUCUAUCAAAAAGGAGGAGGAAGACAUUAUUGCUGUGACUGCAUUGAGUGUAGAUGAAGAAAAUCCAGAUGUCUUGCUGUUUCACCAGUGUCUCAAAGAGGAGACUAAAGGAGAACAUAGAGAUCCAGAACCAGGCAGCAGUUCCAGUUUGGAUGGACACGUAGGACCAGAAAACCAGAAGCUGAUAAAAACGGUGUCGUCUUGUGACCAGAAGUUGAGGAGCAGUGGUGUGGAAUCCUGGAAGUCAGAACACUUUACCACUAAAGAGGAAGAAGAGGCUGAAAUCACUGCUGUAGUUGUGAAGAGUGAAGAAGAUGAAGAGACAGCUGAGUUCUUACAACUACAUCACAGCGUCUCCGAUAAAGGAGAUGACUGCAGUGGGCCAGAACGGACCAGAAACUGGGGCUCAGGUGACCAUCUGAGACCAGGACCUGAAGAUUCUUCUGAGACUGAAAACAGUGAGGAUGAGUUCCACGAGACAAGAGACACACCAAGUAAAAACACAGCUGUUCCCAUCGGAAUAGGGAGUAACAUUAGUGAUAAGAAAAGCUUUUUGGAAUAUCAUAAAAGAUUUGUCUACGAGUCCCAGCUACUAAGACAACUCAACAAUUAUUCUGGAGAAAAACUGUUCACCUGCGUUGAGUGUGGCAAAACAUUCACAGAAAAGUAUUACCUGAAGAGACAUGAAAGGAUUCAUACAGGAGAGAAACCAUUUAGUUGCUCGGUGUGUGGAAAACUAUUCUCUCUAAAAACCACUCUAAAGAACCACACAUUUAUUCACACAGGAGAGAAACCUUUCCAAUGCUUUUUGUGCGGUAAAUGUUUUUCAAGGAAUAGUUACUUAAGGACCCAUCAAAGAAUUCAUACAGGAGAGAAACCAUUUAGUUGCUCUGUGUGUGGGAAACUAUUCUCUCUAAAAACCACACUGAAGAACCACACGUUUAUUCAUACAGGAGAGAAACCUUUUCAGUGCUUUUUGUGCGAUAAACGUUUUUCACGGAAUAGUCAUCUAAGGACACAUCAAAGAAUACAUACGGGAGAGAGACCGUUCAGCUGCUCUAUAUGUGAUAAAACAUUUAAACAGAGUAAUAAUCUGCAGAUACAUAAGAGAACUCAUACCGGAGAGAAACCUUUCUGUUGUUCCAUGUGCGGUAAAGGAUUUAUAAGUACUAGUAAACUAAAGGUGCAUGAGAAUACUCACAGGACUCUGGUCUUUAGGCGACUAAUGGCGGAGGAGAUGGUCGGUGUGUUGGGGGUAACCGAGUUUUCAGAGCCGGAAUUCUACACACAGAGUAUACCGCUCGAUGCUGAGCUUAAGUCUGAAGUAAAGCUGCAUAUAACAGACAAAUGGCAGCUCCCGGUGAUUAAAGAAGAGUUUGUCCAGGAAGAGCUGCAGCACCCUGGAAUUAAAGAAGAAGCAGAGGAAGUGUCUAUCAAAAAGGAGGAGGAAGACAUUAUUGCUGUGACUGCAUUGAGUGUAGAUGAAGAAAAUCCAGAUGUCUUGCUGUUUCACCAGUGUCUCAAAGAGGAGACAAAAGGAGAACAUAGAGAUCCAGAACCAGGCAGCAGUUCCAGUUUGGAUGGACACAUAGGACCAGAAAACCAGAAGCUGAUAAAAACGGUGUCGUCUUGUGACCAGAAGUUGAGGAGCAGUGGUGUGGAAUCCUGGAAGUCAGAACACUUUACCACUAAAGAGGAAGAAGAGGCUGAAAUCACUGCUGUAGUUGUGAAGAGUGAAGAAGAUGAAGAGACAGCUGAGUUCUUACAACUACAUCACAGCGUCUCCGAUAAAGGAGAUGACUGCAGUGGGCCAGAACGGACCAGAAACUGGGGCUCAGGUGACCAUCUGAGACCAGGACCUGAAGAUUCUUCUGAGACUGAAAACAGUGAGGAUGAGUUCCACGAGACAAGAGACACACCAAGUAAAAACACAGCUGUUCCCAUCGGAAUAGGGAGUAACAUUAGUGAUAAGAAAAGCUUUUUGGAAUAUCAUAAAAGAUUUGUCUACGAGUCCCAGCUACUAAGACAACUCAACAAUUAUUCUGGAGAAAAACUGUUCAGUUGCUUUGAAUGUGGAAAAAGAUUCACACAAAAGUAUGACCUGAGGAGACAUGAAAAAAUUCAUACAGGAGAGAAACCGUAUAGUUGCUCUGUGUGUGGUAAGCGAUUUUCGGAAAGGGUUCCGCUGAAGACGCAUGAGAGAAUUCACACUGGGGAGAAACCAUUCAGUUGCUCUGUGUGCGGUAAAAGGUUUACACAGAGUAGUAAUCUGAGGACUCAUGAGAAAGUUCAUACCGGAGAGAAACAUUUUAGUUGCUUUGAGUGUGGUAAACAGUUCACACAUAAGAGUGAUCUGAAGAGACAUGAGAAAUUUCAUACCGGGGAGAAACCGUUUGGUUGCUUAGAGUGUGGUAAAAAAUUUGCCCAGAAGAGUGAUCUGCGAAAACAUGAAAAAACUCACACAGGAGAGAGACCGUUUAGUUGCUCUGAGUGUGGUAAAUGUUUCAUGCAGAAGAUGUAUCUAGUGGCACAUGAAAAAAUCCAUACAGGAGAGAAACCCUACAGUUGCUCUGCCUGUGGUCAAAGGUUUAGACAAAAUGGUCAUCUAAGGAAGCAUAUAAAAAUUCACACGGGAGAGAAACCGUUCAGUUGCACUGCAUGUGAUAAAAGAUUUACUCAAAAAUCGUCCCUUAAGAAACAUGAGAAAAUUCAUGCAAGAGAGAAGUCGUUAGGCAGCCAAAAUGAUGACUCUCCCCAGCUUCAGGACCAAACCUGUGUUUUAGCUAAUGAUUGAAAAUGAAAGCACAUUAGCCUUUAGCCUCAGUGGUAAGAAAAGCAACAAUGAGACUGACAGUUUUAUUUGGGGAUGAUGAUUGGGUUACAUGCAGUGAGUAACAGGCUUUGUUUUCUUUAACUGUAAGGGGGGAGCUGACUAUAUAAAUGGAACCACUGCAUGCCGAGUGGUAAAAUAGCUUUAUGUUGUUUUAAAAAAAGCUCUACUAGUGACGACGUAGAGCAGUGUUUCCCAACCUUUUGGAAUCAGAGCACAUUUUGCACAAACAAACAAAAAGUAUACGUACUGAAAUUAUGAUCUUCUAGUUUCCAUUUACUCACAAUUCACUUACUUAAGUGAACACAGCACUGAUAUACUUGAGGGAAUUGAAGGGAGACAAGAACAUCUUCAACAACUCACGUUCUCUGUUGCCUAGUGGAAAAGUAUUGAAUUUCUCCUGUCAGUGUCUCAUCGAUUAGCGGUCCCCAACCAUUUUUGUACCAUGAUUUUUCAUCAUUGAUUCGUGAUGAAUUCAUUGAUUCAUGGUUGGGAAUCACUGCCAUAGAGGACCUUAUUGCAUCAGUGGGAUGCAGUGACAGUGGAGUGACGAUCCGAGUUACUCUGGCACCAUGUGUU